CCGGCGGUGCCGCGGGGGGGCCAUGGCGGUGCCGCCGCCGCCGCCGCCGGGCCCCGAGCAGGCCCCGCGGUACCAGGAGUGGAUCCUGGACACCAUCGACUCGCUGCGUUCGCGCAAGGCGCGGCCGGACCUGGAGCGCAUCUGCCGCAUGGUGCGGCGGCGGCACGGCCCCGAGCCCGAGCGCACCCGUGCCGAGCUGGAGAAGCUGAUCCAGCAGCGCGCCGUGCUCCGCGUCUCCUACAAGGGCAGCAUCUCGUACCGCAACGCCGCCCGCGUGCAGCCGCCGCGCCGCCCGCCGCCGCCCGCUCGCCGCCCGCCGCCCGUCAGCCUCCGCGACACCGCGCGGCUGCUCGGCGGCGACGGCCGCCUCACCCGCGGCCGCCUCCAGGGCUCGGCCGCGCCCGGCGGCGGCGGGGGGCGCAGCAGCGAGGCCUCAGCGCGGGAGGAGGAGGAGGAGGAGGAUGAUGAGGAUGAAGAAGACGAGGACGGGACGGGCUCGGAGGCCUCGGAGGACGCGGGGCCCCCCCGGCAGCUGAACGGGGAGGGCCGGGGGGGGCCCCCCCUGCGCCCCCCGGGGCAGCCGCCCCCCGAGCGGCCCCCCCAGGCCAAGGCCUGUGCCCCGGGGGAGGGGGGCUGCCAGCACAUGGCCCCCCUCAAAAAGGAGGGAGCCUUUGGGCAGCCCGACAGAGCAGUGUCCCCGGCGCUGGCGGGGGCUGAGCCCUCGGUGCCGCUGUCCCCAGGCGCCGGCCCCCCUGCCGAGGGCCGUUCAGGCUGCACGGCCGGGCGCAAGGACAAGGCCGUGGACCCGGUGGAGUGGUCGGUGCGGGACGUGGUCGAGUAUUUCACCGAGGCCGGGUUCCCUGAGCAGGCUGGGGCCUUCCAGGAGCAGGAGAUCGAUGGCAAGUCGCUGCUGCUGAUGCAGAGGGCCGAUGUGCUCACGGGGCUCUCCAUCCGCCUGGGCCCCGCGCUCAAGAUCUACGAGUACCACGUGAAGCUGCUGCAGCGCAGCCACUUCCAGGACGAGGAGCCCCCCCCGGAGCCCUUCCCGGCCUGAGAGACCCCCCCGGAGCCGCGGGGGGACCCCCAGACCCGCGGGGACACCCCGGUAUCCGGGAGGGCUCCCCCCUCCCCCGCUGCUGCACACAGAGACUUUGGGGGGUGGGUGAGGGUCGGGGGGGGUCCCACCCCCUUUUAGGGGUCCCACACCUUUUUGGGGGGUCCCACCUCUCUCUGGGGGGGGGUCCCAUCCCUAUUUAGGGGGCUCUUGCCUCUCUUUAGGGUCCCACCUCUAAUCUGGGGGGGUCCUGCUCUCAUUUGAGGGGUCCCACCUCGCUUUGAGGGGGUCUCAUCUCUGUUUUGGGGGGUCCCACCCCUCUUUGAGGGGUCUCUCUUUUGGGGGGAGCACUGCUCCAGGGGGACACCCCUCUUUUAGG
This is a messenger RNA of Camarhynchus parvulus, 1433 nucleotides long. It is a transcript of the gene SAMD1, whose product is annotated as sterile alpha motif domain containing 1. The record is from RefSeq and is a predicted model, not a curated record. NCBI's taxonomy places the organism in Eukaryota, Metazoa, Chordata, Aves, Passeriformes, Thraupidae. The transcript is spliced from 5 exons. The coding region runs from base 23 to 1054 and encodes 343 amino acids. Gene Ontology annotation, molecular function: DNA binding; protein binding.